Messenger RNA from Coniosporium apollinis CBS 100218, 1545 nucleotides. RefSeq lists its product as uncharacterized. The transcript has 4 exons. Gene Ontology annotation, molecular function: carbohydrate:proton symporter activity. Bases 1 to 1545 code for a protein of 514 amino acids. Gene Ontology annotation, biological process: carbohydrate transport; transmembrane transport. Lineage: Eukaryota; Fungi; Ascomycota; Dothideomycetes. The record is from RefSeq and is a predicted model, not a curated record. Gene Ontology annotation, cellular component: membrane.
AUGCGAUCCUGGUUCGGAAGGGGCAAGUCCCUACAGCUUGCCGUCACUUCCUGCUGCUUGAUGGCUUUCGUCCUCUUUGGCUACGACCAAGGCGUCUUUGGGGGCAUCCUCCAGAAUGAGGACUGGCUCAAUCAGUUCGAUCAUCCCUCGGACACCAAGACCGGCAUCAUCGUGUCAUGCUACAACCUGGGCUGCUUGACUGGAUGCAUCAUCAAUUUUUUCGUCGGCGAGCUACUUGGCCGCCGGCGUACCAUUUGGUUAGCUAUGGCCUUUGUCAUUGUCGGAGCGACCUUGCAGACUUCGGCAUACAAUGUCUCCCACCUAGUCAUCGGUAGAGUCAUUACUGGAUUUGGCACGGGUAUCAAGACCUCCACGGUGCCCAUGUACCAGUCCGAGCUGUGUGAGCGUGAAACGCGUGGACGCCUCGUCUCGGCGGAAACUCUCUUUGUCGGCGUUGGUAUCGUCUUUGCCUACUGGUUCGACUUUGGCAUGUCUUACGCAGGCGGAGCGGUGGCAUGGCGCCUUCCCAUCGCGUUCCAGCUUGUCUUCACCUUUUUUGUCAUCUUUAUCGUCUUCGGCAUCCCCGAAUCUCCUCGUUGGCUAUGCAAUCAUGGUCGAAAGGAGGAAGCCGUCGAAACCUUAUGCGCAGUGUACGACAAGUCUGCUGACGAUCCAUACAUCUUCGCUGAGAUGGAAGCAAUUGAACGCGCCAUUGAGCUGGAAAGCGACAGCGGCCGGUCAAUAUUGUCCAUAUUCAAGAAGGACAAAGUCCGCACGCGGUACCGCAUUCUGCUGGCAUGGGGUAUCCAGUUGAUGAAUCAGGUUGGAGGCAUCAAUCUGGUCGUGUACUACAUUCCAUCUGUGCUUGUGCAAAACGUCGGCAUGACUCCCCGUAUCGCUCAGAUUCUUGGCGGCUGCAUCAACAUGAUGUUCAUGUUCGGCUCCAUCCUGCCAGCACUUGCUCUUGACCGAAUGGGACGCCGCACGACAAUGAUCCUCGGAUGCGCUGGCCUUGGAAUAUGUAUGCUCCUGAUCGCCGCCCUCCUUUCCCAGGCAACCUCGCCAUCCAUCGGCCAAGCUUGCGCCUCGGCGUCUGUUGCGUUCUUUUUCCUGUACAUGCUCUUCUUCGGCAUGAGCGUCAACUGUGUCCCAUGGGUCUACGUGCCAGAGGUGCUGCCCCUCGAGGCACGCACAAAGGGAACAGCCAUUGGUAUCAGCUCGAACUGGCUCUGGAACUUCACAAUUGUUAUGAUCACGCCCGUCAUCAUCAAUCGGUUGCAAUGGAAAGCUUACUUAAUCUUCAUGGCUACGAACCUGAUCUUCGUUCCGGUAGUCUACUUCUACUAUCCUGAAACUUCGAAUCUCAGUCUCGAAGACAUUGACUACAUCUUUACCGAAGGAGGAAGUCCAGUCAAGAUUGCACGACGCAUGCAGAAGGAGCUUGGACCCAGGCGUGCUAACUCUAGAAGGCCGUCCAUGGUGGCACCGGUAGAAGCCAGCGGCGAAAAAGAUAUCAGCCAUACCAAAACUAUCGAGGCUAUGUGA